This is a messenger RNA of Mollisia scopiformis, 361 nucleotides long. RefSeq lists its product as uncharacterized. The record is from RefSeq and is a predicted model, not a curated record. Lineage: Eukaryota; Fungi; Ascomycota; Leotiomycetes; Helotiales; Mollisiaceae. The transcript has 2 exons. Bases 44 to 265 code for a protein of 73 amino acids.
GGAAGAAAAAGAGCUGACGGUCUUCAUAGUUCUUCCCGAAUGGAUGCUUGGUGGUGAUAAAGAGAGGAAAUGCGAGUGUGGAGAGGAAAACUGUACUUGCACUAAAGACAAAGAUGAGAAGAACGACAAACCUGCAAGUGCAGAUACAGGGAAGAACGAGAAGACGGCGGUGGCGGAAACUCCAGUUGCGGCGAAAGGAGAGCAGGCGACUUUGACACAGCGAAAAGCUGCACCGCCAGCACCACCAGCGCCUGCAGCGAAGUAGAGAUAGAUGGUUUUUGCUUUGGUUUCAGUACCGAAAUAUUUGCCUGCAAUGCGCUGUAGAUAUAGCGAUGUAAUGCUUAAUGAAAUUGUAUACCCC